Molecule: messenger RNA, 3038 nt
Organism: Petromyzon marinus (sea lamprey)
Lineage: Eukaryota; Metazoa; Chordata; Hyperoartia; Petromyzontiformes; Petromyzontidae
Source: RefSeq, a predicted model, not a curated record
CACCCUGCAUUAUUCGUACGGGGGCGGGGGGUGUUGUAACCUUCUUCGACGGUGUAUAAGCAAUAAUAAUUCACCGUCAACAACCAAUGACCCAAAUAGCCUCCGGUCCUCACCGAUGGGCGUUGAACCUGCGCGCCUUCCGAUAUUACCCACUUGGUCGUGUUCCUCCUCCACUGACACCACGCAGCAAAGGGAUUCCAGUUCUCAUUGUUACCCACCACCCACAAUCCUCCUCCUCUCGCCUUAAACAGCCCUUUAAACGAAGACACACACACACAAAGAGGAGGGGGGGGGUGCAGCUCCGCGUGACAUAAUUAUUAUUAUUCUUCGCCCCAAGACGACCGCCGGUGAUGUCCUACAACAACCUUCCAAGUUUCGCCACGACCGCUGGGUUCGUGCGCGGCGUCGGACCCCACCACCGGGGUGGUCGCGGCGGCGGCGUCAGCGGCGGCGUCGACGGCGGCGGCGUCAGCGGCGGGCAAUUUACGAGCCGCUCGUUCGCCGGACUCGACAGCAGCCAGCCGCGAAGUGAACGAGGGACGUGGAGCAAGUCGAGCGUGCCCGGCGUUGUCGGCAGGCGAAGCGCCCUCCUCCUGGGCUACCGGGGUGGCAGUGGCGGCGGCGGUGGCUUCGGCUCCGCGUACACGGGCGGCUAUGGAAGGGUCUCGUCGAGCGUGCGCGCGCGCCCUCCCGUCCCCGUCGUCGAGAUCGACCGCUCCGUCCUGCCAAUUCGGGCCCAGGAGAAGGAGGAAAUCAAGAUGCUCAACAAUCGAUUUGCAAACUUCAUUGAUAAGGUGCGCAUCCUUGAACAGCAGAACAAGGUGUUGGAGGCGCAGUGGUAUGUGCUGCAGGAUAAGGGAAAGGUUGACUGCAACCUGGACGAGUUGUUCGAAGUCUACAUCGAGGAACUGAGGAGACAGCUGCAGAAUCUGGGUCAUAAUGGAGCCAGAAUGAACAGUGACCUGCAAAUGAUAAAGCACGCUGGCAAGGACUUCAGCAGCAAAUAUGAAGUGGAAGUUGCUGCUCAUAAGAAAAAGGUCGAAGAGCAUGAACUGGUGAAGAAGGAAGCUGUUGAAGCUAGCUUUGUCAAAAUUGAGCUUGAAGCCAAAUUUCAGGGUCUUAUUGAGGACAUACAUUUUCUGAGGGAAGCAUUCGCACAGGAGCUACGCGAGUUGGAGGCGCAGAUCAAGAACACCAAUGUUCUCGUAGAGAUAGACAACAGGCGGAGCCUGGACAUGGAUGGGAUUAUUUCUGAAGUACGAAAACAGUACGAGUUCAUCAUGUCUCAAAGCCAAGCUGAAGCGGAAGCAAUAUACAAGCAGAAGUUUGACAAACUCCGCUCAGAGAGCGAUCGAAGUGACGAAGAGCUACGCAAAGCCAAGGCCGAAAUCAACGACAUCAAACGUCAGAUCCACCAGAUCAAUUCGGAACUCGACAUCUUGAGCAAGCAGCGAGAGAAACUGGAGGCGGCCAUUUCUGAGCGAGAGGAAGGCGGUGCGAAGAACAUCGGCGAGGCAAAGGCAGCCGUAGCACAGCUGGAGGAGGCCCUGGCAAAAGCCAAGCAUGACAUGGUCAAGCACGUGCGCGACUUCACGGAUUUAAUGAACAUCAAACUGGCCCUGGACACGGAGAUCUUGACCUACCGCAAGCUUCUGGAGGGAGAGGAAGCUAGGCUCAAUAUAUUUGCAUCACGCGGGGGAGGUGGCGUUGCCUCAUCCUCACUGGAGCCCGGCGGGAGUGUGAGAGAAAGGCUAGGUGGGAGCUGUGGGCAACAUAUUGGCGGCAGCCAAGGCAAAGAUUCGAGAAGCAGCAGCAGCAACAACAAUGUGUACGACUCUCCGGACAACAGGGUAUGUGAAGCAAGUCCAAGACUCAACGGAACCCUUGGCAGAAGCGUGACAGUGGCCAGCGAACCACCGGAACACGAGUCCAGAAAAACGGUGGUGAUCAAGACCAUCGAGACCAAGAAUGGCCGAGUGGUCUCCGAAUCAUCCGCAGUGAUUCUAGACUGAAAGUUCUAGCGGCUCUGGGUCGUUUAAAAUCGAUUCUGGCCCCAUAAAUGGCUCACUGCUGAAACGAACACGUUUAUUGGGAUUAUAAAAUAAAGGUAUGCAAGGUCAAUCGUGGUUAGAAGGCAAGGGGGUAGGAGGUUAUAAAGCACCACAAUCGUCUCACAAUCUUGCAAUGCAGGCAAGGGACCACAAUAUAGUUUCGAGACUUGCCUUUUACGGGGUAUUUUCUUAACAAAUGACCAUAUAUAGUAGCUCCGUAGAUCUGCACAGAGACGCUCCGUAUACGGCAGGAUACUAUUGGUGGGUAUAAUGUUUGCCCUGCGACUCUCAAUUGGUAGUCUGAUCUGAAAUGGGGGGGGGGCAAAGACGAGAGUUUGGCACAGGUGUUGCUCAAUAUUAUUUAUUAAACUGCUCAUCCCAUGAUUUUCGAUCCAUGCCACCACUUCAACUGCUGCCGUUUUUGGUUUAUGUUCCCCAAUUUUCCAUGGAUCAGCUCAUUGUAAUAAACGUGUAAGCCAAGUGAAGUUAUUGUCGAAGGGUUGUUCAAAAAUGGUGUACCCUCUUUGGUCACAGACAUCUUUUAGUGGCCAGAUGGACAUUGUUGCCAAAUCAGGAAGCUUUAUUUUUUCACUCUUUAGGGGGUGGUAUCUGUCUUGUAUAAAAAGGCGAUAUAGCAUUCAUAUAAAAGCAUACGGGGUAUUUUUUUUUAUUAGAGGCAAAGUGUGAGAGAUUUGGCAUUUAAGCGGUUUGAUGGAUGUAGCCUGUCCAACAACCGCCCCAAUGUUACUGCAGACGUUUGUGGUUGUGGUGCCGUUUUUCAAGUUGUACUGCUGCUCUUGUCCUUUUGGCUUUUGUGUUGCAUUGCUUUCGCGCCGCAUUCUGGGAGUUUCUUCACGAAACGGGUUUGCAAUUCCCGAAAGCUCCCAGCAAACACCUCGGUAAACGAUACCGCCCUGGUUGUGUUUCCCAAAAUGGCCAAGCACCUUGAGAUCAUUUUCCGCGAUUAAAAACGUGCAGAGCAAGUGA